AUGUCCUCCCCAUCCCUGCACCCCCUCCUCGACAACGGCAUCAGCCAAGGAAAACCCAACUUCCCCGGCGGGAAACUCCACUGCCACUGCGCGACGCCCGCCAACCGCGUCGAAGUAACCCUGACCUCCGACGUCCUCCACAACCACGCCUGCGGCUGCUCCAAGUGCUGGAAGCCCUCGGGCUCGCUGUUCUCCGUCGUCGGCGUGAUUUCGUCCUCAAACCUCUCGAUCACAGCCAACGCGUCCAAGCUGGAAAUCGUCGACAAGAGCGCCCCGAUCCAGCGGUACGCGUGCAGGGAGUGCGGCGUCCACCUGUUUGGGCGCAUUGAGGUCGACCAUCCGUUCAAGGGGCUGGACUUUGUGCAUGUGGAGCUCUCCGAGGGGAAGGGGAAGGAGGGCUGGCAGGGUGUGCAGUUUGCCGGCUUCGUGAGUAGUCUUAUUGGGCAGGGGCUGGAGCCGGAACUUGUUCCUGGGGUUAGGGAGAGGUUGAGGGGGUUGGGGCUUGAGAGUUAUGAUGCGUUGAGCCCGGCGCUUAUGGAUGCGAUUGCGACGUGGAAUGCGAAGAAGGAGGGGGUUGUGUUUCGGUCUUCGCUUUAG
Messenger RNA from Aspergillus mulundensis, 597 nucleotides. RefSeq names its product putative glutathione-dependent formaldehyde-activating enzyme. Lineage: Eukaryota; Fungi; Ascomycota; Eurotiomycetes; Eurotiales; Aspergillaceae. Gene Ontology annotation, biological process: formaldehyde catabolic process. The record is from RefSeq and is a predicted model, not a curated record. The transcript has a single exon. Gene Ontology annotation, molecular function: zinc ion binding; S-(hydroxymethyl)glutathione synthase activity. The coding region runs from base 1 to 597 and encodes 198 amino acids.